Anopheles maculipalpis is the source of this 644-nucleotide messenger RNA. Its product is annotated as NEDD8-conjugating enzyme UBE2F-like. The transcript has 3 exons. The record is from RefSeq and is a predicted model, not a curated record. The coding region runs from base 25 to 615 and encodes 196 amino acids. Lineage: Eukaryota; Metazoa; Arthropoda; Insecta; Diptera; Culicidae.
CAAGAUUCAGGUUAUCGAAGCACAAUGAUCACACUCGCCCGCAAGAAGAAAGAAUCGGGCAAUGGUGGUGGAGCUGGCGGUAAUGGUGGAUCCACCACCGGAAGCACCGGCAGCAGUCCUAUGGCCGAUACACCGAAACGGAUAUCGAUAAGAGAGUUUCUGCUCGUGAAGGAAGUGCAAGAGCUGGAACAGAACUUACCGACCACCUGCAAGGUGACGUUCCACGAUCCGAACGUGCUGAGCGAGUUUACGCUGGUGAUCAGUCCGAACGAAGGUUUCUGGUGCGGUGGUCGCUUUAAGUUCAGCAUUCUCGUACCGGAAGAGUACAACAUGGCGCCACCGAAAGUGAAAUGUCUUACCAAGCUGUGGCACCCGAACAUAUCCGUGGACGGGGACAUCUGUCUAUCGCUGCUCCGGCUAAACUCGAUCGACGGUCUCGGUUGGGCACCGACACGCCGCCUCAAGGAUGUCAUCUGGGGUCUUAACUCACUCUUCACCGACCUGCUAAACUUUGACGAUCCGCUCAACAUCGAAGCGGCGGAACAGUAUUCCAAAGACAAGGAGCGCUUCCAGGCGAAGGUGCGCGAGUAUGUGUCCGCAUACGCGAGAAGAUAAUAAUUCAAGGUUCCCGACCUGUCUCCCAC